GUGUCCAUGAUAAUAACAAUGAUGAUGAUGAUGACGUUCUGAGAUGAAGAAAUUGAUGGAAAAAAAGUCUCUUUCACUUUGCUUCAGGUUUUACUUCUUUUUGUGUUUGGUGUGAUAAAUGGCAAUUUGAAAGGUGUCCAUGAUAAUGAUGAUGAUGACGAUGACGUUCUGGCUGAUAGUCUCCUUGAAACCACCUGCCAUUUGUGUCUUUCCUUCUUCCACUGUGUGUGACUUGAAAUAGAAGGCAUUCAGGAAAACAAACUCACAACAACUAAGCCUGGAGGUCACCUACUUCCCCCUCCCUUUGCAGGGUGGGACAUUGAGCAUGGAAAUGUGACAUGGAGGGUGAGCCCAACCAAUCACCUUGUAUGAAAGGUUUGUUUUCAUUCCUCUCCACCCUUCUGUGUCUUUUAUUCUGUGUCUGAUUGGAGCAAAAGCACAUUCAGUAACAGAGACCUUGUCCCUUGAGUUAAGAGUAUGGUUACACUGUCAGCAGCUGCCGGAGCUUAUCAGCUGCUGGAAGUGGGGAGACUCUUUCUUUCUCCCCACACACACACUUCUUCUUUGUCAGUUUUAUUUCCUUCCUCCUGUCCCUGGCUCUGUGUCUGUCUUUCUCUCUCUUCCCCCACCCCCAUUUCUUUUUCUCUGACUUUCUCGCAGCUCCUCCUCACUUUCCAUUCAGUCACUCGGAGUGCUGUACAGAUGAGAGUUUUUCAGCUGAGCCCUGGAGAAGGCGUUGAUCCACCAUGCAAGGAGGCAAAGAAAGAGCCAAGGGAAGCCAGUGCUGGUGGUUGUCAACUCAGCUUUUGUCCCUGAUGCAUAACUGGAUGGUGUUUUGAAGGAGGAAGAAAGUUCUCUUCUCUUAAGGUCACAGGACUUGGGUUGAAACUCAAGAGCAUGUUGGGGCUGCUCUGCUGGUGGCCUUGAGGCUCUUCCUUGUUAAAUGAAACCACUUGAGGAACAUGAGAUUUCCGACUGGCGAGGGAGGGAGGAUGCCAAGCUGGGUGAGAAAGGAGCAAGGCGGGUUCUGAUUCUUCGGUGUGGCUUGCACUGAGACCACGGUGGGGAGGGGGUGAGAAGGAGAGCGCCUUGGAGUAGAUGAAAGUGGGAGGAGAAGUGACACAGGAGCUGGUGCCAAUUGCCAAGAUGACCGAAACCCUUCAACUCCCUGCACUGCAAGUCCCGGAGCAGCAGGAGGUGGAGUGUGCCCAAGUCUGGUCCAGCUCAUCAACGCCAACCUUGCGCCGGAGGCGGUUCAGGAUGCGGCGCACGAGGAACAUUCAGGAGCAGAACCUGGAGGCCGCACCGCCCUCGAAUAAGGAUUUCCUACAACUUCCCUCCAUUGAAAUCACCCCUUCCAGCGAUGAGGACACCCCCUGGUCGAACUGCUCCACGCCCAGCGCCUCUCCACGACGCAAGCGCUUUCUGCUCCGCAAGUGGCUGAAUGUCAGGGAGAAGAAGGAGUACAGCGAGAGCAGCAGCCAACAGAGCAGCCAACAAAGCAGUCAUGACGAUGACACCUCCCGAUUCCUGAGUCCCCGAAUGCGUGACGGCAGCACUGCCAGUAACUCCAACCGCAGCACUCCUGCUUGCUCCCCUAUCCUGCGCAAACGCUCCCGGUCUCCGACGCCACAGGACCCCCAAGGAGACACCAUGGUGGAGAAAGGUUCAGACCACUCUUCGGACAAAUCCCCUUCCACGCCGGAGCAAGGUGUGCAGCGUAGCUGUUCCUCCCAAUCAGGUCGUAGCGGGGCCAAGAAUUCCAAGAAAAGCCAGAGUUGGUACAAUCAUGAAAGACAACACAUCCGAAGAGUACUGAGUCCGACCUACAAGCAGCGGAAUGAAGACUUCAGGAAACUCUUCAAGCAGCUUCCCGACACAGAGCGCCUCAUCGUAGAUUACUCCUGUGCACUUCAAAGAGACAUUCUCCUGCAGGGCCGACUCUACCUCUCUGAAAACUGGAUAUGUUUCUACAGCAACAUUUUUCGUUGGGAAACAUUGUUGACGGUCCGUUUGAAGGACAUUUGCUCCAUGACCAAGGAAAAAACUGCACGACUCAUUCCUAAUGCUAUCCAAGUUUGCACUGACACUGAAAAGCACUUUUUCACUUCCUUUGGUGCCCGAGACAGAACGUACAUGAUGAUGUUCAGGCUCUGGCAGAAUGCUCUCCUUGAAAAGCCCCUGUGUCCAAAGGAGCUCUGGCACUUUGUCCAUCAGUGUUAUGGCAAUGAAUUAGGGCUCACGAGUGAUGAUGAAGACUAUGUGCCUCCUGAUGAAGAUUUCAACACGAUGGGUUACUGUGAGGAGAUCCAGGUGGAAGACAAUGAAGUAAAUGACAGCUCCUCAAAAAGCAGUGUGGAUGUCAAACCUGAGACAAGUCCUCAGCUCCCCAAGAAGUCGAUCACCAACAGCAGCACCUUGACACCAACAGGAAGUAAUGAAGUUCCAAUCCCGUAUGAAGGAAUAGUUCCUGAAGAAGAGGAAAUCAUGGACCUCCCUACAGAGAAGGACCUGACCAUCGCAAACCUCAUUGCAGAUAAGAUUGAGAUCAUUGCCCCUGUGAAUUCCCCAUCCCUGGAUUUCAACGACAAUGAGGACAUUCCAACGGAGCUCAGCGAUUCCUCAGAAACGCAUGAUGAAGGUGCAUGGCCGGAGUCCACAGGGGAAGUGCAAGCUUUUUACGAGGACCUAAAUGGACGGCAGUACGUGAAUGAGGUCUUCAACUUUAGUGUGGAUAAGCUGUACGACUUGCUCUUCACUGACUCACAGUUUCUGAGGGACUUCAUGGAGCAACGGCGUUUCUCUGAUGUUAUCUUUCAUCCAUGGAAGAAGGAAGAAACUGGCAACCAGAGUAGAGUUAUCCUCUAUACCAUCACCCUCACCAACCCCUUGGCCCCUAAAACUGCCACUGUCACGGAAACACAGACAAUGUACAAAGCAAGCCAAGAAAGCGAGUGCUAUGUGAUAGAUGCAGAGGUGCUAACUCAUGAUGUUCCCUACCAUGAUUAUUUCUACACGAUUAAUCGUUAUACGUUGACACGUGUUGCCAGAAACAAAUGCCGUCUCAGGGUUUCUACAGAGCUGCGAUACAGAAAACAGCCGUGGGGGCUGGUGAAAUCCUUCAUUGAAAAGAACUUCUGGAGUGGCCUAGAUGAUUAUUUUCGACAUCUAGAGAGUGAACUGACCAAAACGGAGAGCACGUACUUAGCUGAACUUCACAGACAAUCCCCCAAAGAGAAGGUGGUCAAGCAAUCUACGGUUCGCCGGAGGAAACGACCUCAUACUCACCUGAGGGGCCCUCACCUGGAGGAAGUACUAAGCCCUGUAACUACUCCUACAGAUGAGGAGUCCGUAAGUCGAAUCAAGCGUGUGGCAGGUUCCACUCAAACACGGCACAUCCCCGAGGAAAGUCCUGGCAGUUUCCACCUUCAGAAUGUCUCCAAAUUGCUGCUCGUUAUCAGUUGUGUUCUGGUGCUUCUGGUCAUCCUUAACAUGAUGCUGUUCUACAAACUCUGGAUGUUGGAGUACACCACCCAAACCCUCACAGCAUGGCAGGGCCUGCGGUUACAAGAAAGGUUACCCCAAUCCCAGACAGAAUGGGCCCAGUUAUUAGAAUCCCAACAGAAAUAUCAUGACACAGAGCUCCAAAAGUGGCGGGAGAUCAUCAAAUCAUCGGUGAUCCUCCUAGAUCAGAUGAAGGACUCACUAGUAAACCUUCAGAAUGGUAUUGGGUCUCGCGACUAUCAGUCGGAGCCGGAGGAGAAACGGAAGCGGUUCUACUAGCAGGCAGGGACGCAAGUGGCCAGAGGAUUGUGUGCAAUACGUGUACAUAGAAUAUAUAUAUAUAUAUAUAUAUAUAUAUAUAUAUAUAUAUAUGUAUACAGAAUAUAAAUAUAUAUAUAUAUUAUAUACAGAUUUUAAAAGAAAAAAAAAGAAGAAGCCUAUGUACUGAGAAGAAUGAACAGUGCCGACCGACCUCCAGCACUGGGUGAAAUGGAGCGUCACUGGGGAUGGGGCAAGAGGCAAAAAGGUUGUGCUCUCCUGGCACUGAGGCAUUAUGGAAAAGUUCAACCUAGGCCGUUAUGGGCCCGCACACCUCUCCUGGUUUUUCCUCCCCCCUUGCUUUAUGUUUGUCUGCCCGUCUCCGUUUCUGUCUCUGUCCAGAACAUUUUCAUCACCCAAAGGGAAGACAUGGGAGCCAACGGAGUCUCCUUCCCCAGUGUUCCAUCGAACGUAAACAAAUGUUACAAUGCGGCCCGUUCUGGCAUUUGGGACCAUUCUUGAGGAUCAUCUCUCGCUGUAUAACAUCACUUCCUCUGCAAGAAUGUUGCUGGCAUGCUCUCCGGGAGUGGUGCUCCGUUUAUCGUAAAGUAGGGUUGUCGUUGUUUUCCUGCAGCGUCUUUUACGGGGUUAUCCUUUUAGCGCCAUUUCGCAUGCUCGCUGCAUGCUUCUCCCAUCCUCUUUGCAACUUGAGCUGAGUGUAGAAACAUCGUUGUGUUCUCCAAUGAAUUUGAUGAGUUAGGUAGGGAAAAAUUGCUUGUAGAGGACGCCUUCCCUUUUGGGUCUUUGGUGCUAACUCUCUUCACGUUGGAGGAGUUACCCGGAUGUAUUUACCCUUCUUUGUUUGAGUUUGGCGGUUUCCCUUUUCAGUGUCAGAUACCUUCUGAUGGUUGCACAUUUGCAUCUUCAUCUUUAUGUCUCAUAGGAAACCAUUGCUGCACUGAAAGGGCUAUACAUACACACCGGAGGAGAAGUCCAAACCAAGGGCCAUCUUAAUGGGACAUCCUAUAUUAUUACCUAGCUAUUACACAUUUCCAGAGGUUCACCUGGCAAAAGGAAACUGGGAAAAAUCCACAGAACUUACCAAGUGGCUUAAAACACCUGCAUCUGCGAUCAAAGUCUCUACCCUGGUUCACACAACCCUUCUGCAUGAAUUUGCAUCUUGCACACUCCUAAAACUAAAAUAAAUUCAUAAAGAGCACCAAUUGCUUAUUAAAUAGGAAAAUUUCUAUUUCCUAAGCAGAUAGAUACAUCUCCUUUGGGAACCCAACUCUGUUCCCCAUGCAUGCGUGAUUCUUGGAAAAGGACGAACAAAUAAAUACAUGGGAGAUGUCGAGGUUGUAUAGUAACCUAUUCAGCAAUUGUGAUUUCCACAAAAACUUGAGUUAGCACUUUUUGUCUGUGACCGGGCAAUGGAAAAAAAAUGCAGAAUGCCAUAUAGUAAAGUUCUGGGGACUUUUCAUUCACACAACAGAUAGAAUCAACAUAGUAUCAAAUGACCACUAGAAUUAUUAGAUCAUUCUGUAUCAGUUCUAGAAUUCAGAAUUGAGUCUUGUCGAAAGGGCAGAUAGGGUUCCUCUCUUGCGGGAAGCAAAAUCUAUUUGUAGGCAGUAGGACCUUCAAAGACUGCAGUUGAGCCCUUGGUUUUUUUUUUCACCUAACAGGAAGAGAGGGAGAAAAUUGGACAAGUAGAGGUAGGAAAUGCUCCCUCCUUGAGUCUUGAUGUUGAUGGUGCCUACUGGCCAUCGUGUUUGAUAUCAGGAAGAAAUAGAACCAUGUUGGACAAUUACUGUGGUACCUUAUAUAUAUAGGCAGAGAAAUUGAAUCAUUGAGAGGUAAGCACCAAACCGUAGAAAUGUUUUUGUGGAGCUCUGCAUAAUGGAUUUUCCAUCUUUCCUCGGCAUACAGUAGGUAACCUCUUCAGAGUGAUGGCAAGGGCUGCAUCCUUCUCCUUGGCAGGUCAUGGAGAGUAAGGACACUAUUGCAGUAUAAGGAGCUGCAAUGACCACGGAGAGGAGACCUUGAAGCCAAGGGUUAGAUUUGAGCUCAUGCCACGGAAUGGUUGAGCUUGUGUGUUCAGGCACUUCUGCUUCUAGCCUCAUGAGCAGCAGAUGUUUUCAAAAAUAGGAAACGAGCAAACCUGUCUGUUGUAAUCGCAAAGUUGCUUCUUCAUUCUCAGUAAGAGGAGUAGAGAAGGAUUACCUUGGUGUUUUGUUUUGUUUUGUUUACUUGCUAGAUGGCUGGGCUAACUGGCAAGAUGUAGCAAAUCUUGGAUCGGGUGGGGUGGGAGAGCUUUUGGGUACUUAUUUUAUACUGUGAACAUUUGAGCCACUAACACUGAGGCGAAGAUAAUUUGGUGAUGGAUACUGUGAACAAACAAAGAUAGUUGGCCAUGGAUUUGGGGGACUUUGGACAUACAGUACUUAAUUUAUUUCAUUUGUUUAUGCAAAUAUAUUCUCGCGUAAUGCUGCUAACUCGUCGGGAGCCCAUCUUUGUGGCUUGUAUGGGCUUCGCAGGAGUGUUGAGUAGACUAGUUCGGAGCAAGUGGUCCCCCCGAUUUAGCUAUUCCUGGCAGGCCCAGAGAGCCUAAAGGUAGGCAAGACUAUCAUCCUUAUCAGGAGUGCUCAUUCAAAGGUUGUGAUGAUGUUUCUAGUAGCUCUUGGAAGAAGAUUAGAAGACAGGAGAGCACUGAUAGACUUAGCGAGAACAUCUAGCCUUCUAAAUAGUGAUGAGUUGUGAUUGUGGUGAUUCAUCAUUAUUAUCUAUGCUGAAGACUGAUGGCACUUAUGGCCCAACUGUGUCUGGAGGACUAUACAUCUUCCCCACUUCUCUUUCAAUAGGGUCAGUUUUCUCCCUAAAACUGUGUGGUGUUCAUAUCACUUGGGAUGGAAUUGGGCGCAGGAAAGAUUGGCUGCAGGAAUGUUAUUCUCCAUCUCUGUGUUUUCACCCCAUUGGAGGCGAACAUUACCCACUAAUAUGGUUUUAUUAUUCUAGCUGCUCUCAUUGUGGACCAAGAUCUUGUGUUUUGAGAUAUGCUAUGUCUGACGACCAUAGUGGAUUGAUACCUAGCAGGUUUCUAUGCCUCCUCUUUUAAUUCUGUCUCUCGUUCUGGUUCUCAGGCGUCUGCUUCGCCACUCAUUGGAAGCAGAGGUCAACCUAUUGUUUGUGCCAUAAAACACCCUCCACUCUAGAUGUGCAAAUCAGCCAAACUGGAAUGUGAAUUGGUUGACUUGUUGAACUACAAAACCAUCCACCUUCCUUCCUGAAAGAGAGAGACCACUGUAUUUUUUUAGCAAUUUGGGCUGGAACGUAUUCUCCCCGUGCCCCGAGAAAGAAGAAAACCUAACGCCAUCCAACAGUUCUAUGCAUUCUUCCCGAUUCCACCUCCUCUCUGCCUAGAUCUAGUACAAUCACAUACCACGUUCUUGCCAUUCUAGCACACUACAGGGUCUCCCCCGUUGCUUCUGUUUUCCUUCCCAUUGUUAAGGUGCGUUCAGACAUGAAUGUGGUACACUGUGGCGAGGAAACCUAUUUCCCCUUUUUUGCACAUGGCUCGGAGCGUCAUCUCUCUAUCUCUGACCAUUUUUUUAAAAAAAUUACCUCACUUUCCUUUGGUCAGUUUUGUGGCUAAGGUUUGAAGGACUGGAUUCCCAACCUGAGCUUUGCAUUAGUUUUUUUUUCUUUUAGCAGUGCAUGUUAUAAUGUAGUGCAAUGCCAUUUGGACGGCUUUCCCCAUGUUCAGCCUCCCCUAGCAGAGCUGGAGACUUGGAGACUGACCGUGAGAGCUGCUCAAGAGAGGAGGAAGGUGGGAUCGUUUCUUGUACAACGGUGUGGGUGACUUCAAAGCCACAUCUCAUCCUCACUCCUCUUUCCUUCCUACCCUUCUGGCCUCGACCCUGGCAGCUCUUACGCAGACGGGCAUCUCUCCUCAGCAACAAUUGGACACCUCAAAAGAGGAGGAUGCAGGGGGAAGCUUAAAGGGAACAAGCUAGAGACUAAACUGCACCCUUUCCUUGAUCCCCCCAUUUUUUUCCCCUUCAGCUCAAAGGGUCUGAACUGGGAAGACGUAACUCAGGCUGGGCCACGUGUCGAAGGACUCCCGGCUGUGUCUGUAGGAGUUGUCUGUGUGUCUGAUUCUGUACCUAUAAUAAACUUUGCGCUGUGCGCAAGGUCCAAUACAAAUUGAUUUAAAAAAAAAUAAAUCAAAAAACUACAAACUUGACUGCUAGAACCUAGGAGUUAUAAAGGCUACAAAGCCAAAAUCUUAAUGUAAAGUAGCUAGGAAAAAAAAUGGAAUAAAAGUAUGAAUAAAAUAUAAUGAACAAAA
This is a messenger RNA of Anolis carolinensis (green anole), 8107 nucleotides long. RefSeq names its product GRAM domain containing 1B (gene gramd1b). Lineage: Eukaryota; Metazoa; Chordata; Lepidosauria; Squamata; Anolidae. Gene Ontology annotation, cellular component: plasma membrane; endoplasmic reticulum-plasma membrane contact site; endoplasmic reticulum membrane. Bases 1099 to 3783 code for a protein of 894 amino acids. The record is from RefSeq and is a predicted model, not a curated record. The transcript is spliced from 21 exons. Gene Ontology annotation, molecular function: cholesterol transfer activity; cholesterol binding. Gene Ontology annotation, biological process: intracellular sterol transport.